CAACACCGUGUGCCAUUCCACGCUGCGUGUUUGGGGAAAAACCAACUUAUUUUUUUUUUUGACAUCAACAUAAACUAAGACUUCCCCCGAAAUUCUUGACAAUCAGCGGCAAUUCAUUGGAACGCAUUCUAGAUUAGCCGAGCAGUAUAAAAGUGCAUUCGAACGAUGAAGAAGGUUUUGUUGACGAAAACGCAAAAGGUCGAGCGGAUCGCAUCCGGAGGGGAAUUAUUACUCAAGACCCCCCAAACGCCUCCACUACCGAUUCGGGUCAUUACCAUGCCCAGUUCUACACCGGUCAGCUGCAAUACUUACAUCCAGCGCAAAUCAUUCAAGCCCUUUUUUGAGGACAUUUUCAAGUCCCUAAUGUGCAUACCUGAUAAAGCCCUCCAGCAACGCGUGAUCAAUGCGAUUAAUGGCCACAAUAGCCACAGCUCAGAUAAGGACAGCUCCACUAUCUCGCAUCAAGGUAAACAAUGUUCUUGUGGAGUCACAAAGGUAGACGCCUCCACGCAAACACAAUGGGAAUCGGAUGACAGGAAAAUCCUACCACAGGGGCAUUAUGUGCCGCCAAAAUCCGAGGAAAAACCACCCAUAAAAAAUGAAUCAGCCGAUUCAACGAAGAACUCGAGCCCCACGGACUCCAAUCCGAUUUCAAAUUCCACACCAAUUACGUCAACAGCUCAGCCAGUAAAAGUUCCUAAAAAACGUGGAAGGAAACGGAAUACAUGUGUUCCACAGGUGGUUAAGCGAUCGGCAGCCCAAAUGGCGCUACAGGAGCGCGAGGACAAACAGCUGACUCCGCUGGUUACCAAAAAGAAAAAGCUGGAGGUUACGAACACGCAUGAAACUCAAAGCAAUAAUUCUUUCAAAACUCCAGAACGGCGAAACUCAAACAUGUCCGAUAUAUCUUUGUCGAAUAUAUCUUUGUCCGAUAUACCCUUUAGUGAAGAGGACCAAAGCCGAGUAGAGGGCUACAUAGAAGGAACAAGUACGGACUUAAUAAAACAUAUGAUGGCCCAAGAAUUCCUAAAAGCUAGAGUCAAGUCCGAGGAAGGACUGUUUCCCAUCCAUGAUUACAUACUGCGUGGCGAUGUUUUUGGGGUAAAGCGGCAGGUGUUUGUGUUUUCGCACGUAAACACCGACAUCAACACUCUGCUCAGCAGCGAUGGCGAGGAUUGCCUGCAACUUGCACUAACCAACAACGUUGAUGCGGAGAUCGUGUCAAUUAUUAUCUCAGCGGGAUGCCUGCUAGAUCACUUCUACGAGAACUCCAACACCGUCAUUCACCUGGCAGUGAUCAACAACAUAAAUCUCGAAUCCGUUAGAGUUCUGAUGAAGCAUAUUGACUUAAAUCUUCUUUUGGAGCCCAAUGAUGAUGGUUAUACAGCUCUGCAUCUGGCAGUGCGGUACAAUCAGUUCCAUAUGGCAGAAGCCAUUCUGGAUUGCAUAGACGAGCGGGAUUUGGGCGAGCCGAUCUACAGGAGAACAGCGGAAACUCCAAAUACUGAUGGUCGGGACGAGAAAGCCUUCUCGAAGUACUACGAUCGGGCUUGCGACAACUUGGAUAUGACUAAAUCGAAGCUGAAAACGCGCAGAAUGAAGCUGGAUGUGAUUAAUGCCUCCGAAACGAGGGCAGGGAAUACGCCUCUUUUCUACGCCAUAGAGGGAGAGCUAGAACACUUUUGCUAUUUCCUGCUAGCCCACCUGGCCGAUCCCGAUCAGGAGAACUUUAUCGGGCAUUCCCCGAAAUCUUACCACUACGAUUAUGCACGCAACUUACGCAUUAGCCUGAAAGUGUCAAGAGUUAUGGACAAAGUAAUUGGAUUAUUGAAUUCUUAAUGUUUAUUGUACAUACAUAAGUUUAAUUUAAAUAAACUAUUUAACAUAGAAAAGCUAA
This is a messenger RNA of Drosophila bipectinata, 1897 nucleotides long. It is a transcript of the gene Charon, whose product is annotated as charon. Gene Ontology annotation, molecular function: NF-kappaB binding. Gene Ontology annotation, cellular component: cytosol. Lineage: Eukaryota; Metazoa; Arthropoda; Insecta; Diptera; Drosophilidae. Gene Ontology annotation, biological process: cellular response to tumor necrosis factor. The record is from RefSeq and is a predicted model, not a curated record.